Thalassophryne amazonica is the source of this 4562-nucleotide messenger RNA. RefSeq names its product phospholipase D1b (gene pld1b). Gene Ontology annotation, biological process: cell motility; phosphatidic acid biosynthetic process; intracellular signal transduction. NCBI's taxonomy places the organism in Eukaryota, Metazoa, Chordata, Actinopteri, Batrachoidiformes, Batrachoididae. Gene Ontology annotation, molecular function: D-type glycerophospholipase activity; phosphatidylinositol binding. The record is from RefSeq and is a predicted model, not a curated record.
CACGGCGCGUUCCCCCGCACACACCGCCAACGGCUCCGCUUCACGUCGGCAGGUGAGCCCUGGGCUCCGGACUGAGUGUUAGCCAUGUUGGGGCAGUCGGAGCCGACCUCCAGCACCCUGCAGCUGGUGGCCAACGAUAUGACGGGGAUCAUGGGCAGGCUGGACACUCGUGAGCUCGACCUGAGUGACGGCGAGUACAUUACAGAUGGUAACACCUCAGAGCAGUAUUUGCCUUUCUCUGUCGUUUACAACACGGUGGGAUUCAAGGACUCGGAUGCCAAAGUCUUUUUGUCGAUGCCCAUCACUGCCAAAAUCCUGGAGAUGGAGCGAUUCACUGCCCAGGACCGCUUCAGCUCCACUGGCCAGCGGAGCGUCAACAAGUCGAUGCCGGCGGUGUUUAAGAUCAAGAUGAAACACGGGGAGUUCACGUGGCUGAUCAGGAGGAAGGAGAAACACUUCAUGGACCUCCACAAAGAACUGAGGACCUACAAAACCUUCAGGAAGCUGCCGCUGCGCAGUCACUCGGUGAGGAGACACAGUGAGAUGAGUGAGGGAAGACAGAUGCCAGACCUCCCCAGAGGAGGCAACGAUGAGCUGGUCAGGGCUGAUAUUAUGUCCAGUCGGAAGAAACAACUGGAAGAUUACUUGAAUAGGCUGCUCAAGAUGCCGCUGUACAGGAACUACCACGCGACGAUGGAGUUCAUUGACGUCAGCCAGCUCUCGUUUAUCCACGACCUGGGACCAAAAGGCCUGGAAGGAAUGGUGCUGAAACGAUCUGGUGGCCAUCGAAUCCCCGGCUUGAACUGCUGCGGACGCAGAAGGAUGUGCUACCUCUGGUCCAAACGUUGGCUGGUGGUGAAGGACUCGUUCCUGCUGUACAUGAAGCCGGACUCGGGUGCGAUCUCCUUCGUGAUGCUGGCGGACAAAGAGUUCAGUAUCAAGAUGGAUUCCAGAGACACGGAGACCAAACACGGCGUCCGGAUCGAUAAUCUGUCCAGGUCUCUGGUCCUGAAGUGCAACAGCUUCAGACACGCCCGCUGGUGGGGUCAGUCCAUCGAAGGCUUCAUCCAGAAACAUGGCUCCGCCUUUCUCACUGACCACCGCUUUGGCUCUUUCGCCAGGCAGGAAGAGAACAUUCUCGCAAAAUGGUACGUAAACGGGAAAACGUACAUGGAGGAUGUCGCUGACGCUCUUGAAGAAGCCAGAGAGGAAAUCUUCAUCACAGACUGGUGGUUGAGUCCGGAGAUCUUCCUGAAGAGGCCGGUCGUCGAGGGCAACCGCUGGCGUCUGGACUGCACGCUGAGGCGUAAAGCGCAACAAGGAGUGAAGAUCUUUGUGAUGCUGUAUAAGGAGGUGGAGUUGGCGCUGGGCAUCAAUUCGGGCUAUAGCAAGAGAACGCUGCUGCACCUUCACCCCAACAUCAAAGUGAUGCGUCACCCGAACCACGUCUCAUCCGCCGUCUACCUGUGGGCGCAUCAUGAGAAGAUUAUCGUAAUUGACCAAUCGGUGGCCUUUGUGGGCGGGAUCGACCUCGCAUACGGCCGCUGGGAUGACGAAGAGCAUCGUCUGACGGACGUGGGGAGUGUGAUGCGCACUAUAAUUUUAGACCAGGCUGAAGCGUCGUUGUCUCGCAUGGCUGCCUCAGACAGCGGCAGCCACGUGGCUUCCCAGAGCAAUGGGAAUGCCAUCCCGACGGUGACGGACUCAGGGGACCAGCCUAAGCUGAAGGGGCAGGGGAGGCUGAAGAGGACCAGGUUCAGCAUCAAGAAGCACCUGCAGAAACACGGCUUGGCCCAACCGGACAGCGACAGCGACCUGGACGAGGGCGCAGAGAAGCGAGAAUCCAUUCGCAGCGUGAGCACGGGCGUCGGCAAUUUGACCGGAGACACACGCUUUUGGCACGGAAAAGAUUACUGCAACUUUGUGCACAAAGACUGGAUUCAGCUGGACAAACCCUUUGACGAUUUCAUAGACCGCCAUGUGACUCCCAGAAUGCCUUGGCACGACAUGCCUCAGUGGUUCCGGGAAAGCAGCUCGAGAUGUGCCAGACACUUCAUCCAGAGGUGGAACUUCACCAAGAUGGUGAAGCCCAAAUACCGAUCUCUGAAGUAUCCGUACCUACUGCCCAAAUCUCACACCACCGCAGGAGAGCUGCGAUAUCAAGUCCCAAACUCCAUCAACGCCAAAGUACAGGUGGUAAAGGCUAAUCCUUCGCUCGGCUUCGACUGGUCCGCCGGGAUCAAGUACCAUGAGGAAUCUAUCCACAACGCCUACGUGGAGGUCAUCAAGAACAGCAAACAUUUUGUCUACAUAGAGAAUCAGUUCUUUAUCAGUUGUGCCGACAACCGAUACGUUUUCAACAAGAUCGGAGACGCCAUCGCCGAGCGCAUCAUCAAAGCGCACCGUGAGGGAACAAAGUACCGCGUGUACGUGGUGACUCCUUUACUGCCGGGCUUUGAGGGCGACAUCAACACGGGCGGAGGCAGCGCCAUCCAGGCCAUCAUGCACUUCAACUACAGGACAAUGAACAGAGGAGACCAGUCCAUCAUCUCCCAGCUGAAGCGAGAGAUGGAUGAUCAGUGGAUGAACUACAUCUCCAUCGCUGGUCUGCGAACUCACGCCGAGCUGCAGGGGAAACUGGUCACUGAGCUCAUCUACGUCCACAGCAAGAUGCUCAUCGCCGACGACAACACGGUCAUCAUCGGUUCUGCCAACAUCAAUGACCGGAGUAUGCUGGGAACGGACAGCGAGGUGGCGGUUAUCGUGGAGGACUCUGAGACGGUGACGUCUGUGAUGGACGGGCAGCCGUACCAAGCUGGGAAAUACGCCCUGCAGCUCCGCCUCCAAUGCUUCAAGAUGAUCCUUGGUGCUAACACAGACCCGUCCAUCAACAUCUCUGAUCCCAUCAGCGAUCAGUUCUACAAAGAGGUCUGGGUGGGGACCUGUGCCCGUAACGCCACAAUCUACCAGAAGGUUUUCCGCUGUCUGCCAUCCAGUGAUGUUCGCAGUAUUUUGGAGCUAGAGAGCUACCUGACCAAACCGGGUCUGGAGAAGGAGGACCCGGCCCGUGCUCAGGAGGAGCUAAAGAAGAUCCGCGGCUUUGCGGUUCAGUUUCCCCUUCAGUUCCUGGCCGAGCAGAACCUCCUCCCCCCCAUCGGCUCCAAGGAGGCCAUGAUGCCCAUGGAGGUGUGGACCUGAGACAGAGGAUUGUAAAGGAACCCUGUAUGAUCAUGUGCUCAUGCACAUCACAUGACUGUCAGGAGGCCACGCCCACUCAGUAAUUUUGAAAGUCCAAAGGACUUUUCUUUUUUUUCUGUUUUUUUUUUUAACAUUCAAGGUGAAAAAAGUCGUCCACUGUGUGCAUCUUAUUUAUGGUGCAUGGAUACAAACUGUAGUUUACAAUUUAUUGUGAAGUAACUUCACAAAGCAUCCAGCUUCAUUUUGUUUCCUUCUAUAAGACUUGCUGCACGUCUUUACAGCAUUACACCAAAACACACACACACACACAUCAGUAACAACAUUGCAUGCACACCUUCCUGUGCUGCCAUAGUUACCGCCAGUGCAAACUGCCAGGAAACGGCCAAAAUGCAAAAACGGCCGGGCUGGAGAAACCACAUGGAUGAACCUUAGGAGGGAAGAAAAAAUGUCAUAAAAAUGAUUGUUGGGGAAACUUUUUUUUUUUAAUUCACAAUUUUAUUUUGUACAAAACAUGUUUGGAACUCGUCCCUGCUUCCAGGUGAUUAGCGGUUUGGGGGAAGAAAAUCUGACAUUCGCAGUUGAUCCAGCAGCCACUAGAGGGCAGUAGCGUCUUACCAGAUCCAACCCCUGCAGAAUGUUUGAUCCCAUCUCUGGACCAAACCUGAUUAAUUCUGUGUGACCACGGAUUAUUUGCUUGUAUAUUUAAUUUUUAUUUUAUUUUUCAUGAGUUUGAUUCAGGCCCAGAUGAAAUAGCAGCGUGUUUGAUGCAGCAGCUCUGACCUGGACCAUCACCUGAACCCCCUUAGCAGCUAAAGGGUGGAGCCAGUUUUUAUUUUGAUAAAUGUUCUUUAAUGCAUAUUUAUGUUGUUGCGUUCAAUAAGCUCCUGCCGUUCUUUGGUUUCUACCCUAGCUAUAGCAUAAAUCUUCCUGUUAAAUUAUUUAUUUUUAAGCAUAAUGUGAUGACGGUUCAUAAUGUGAACUUGGCAACACUUGGCUUCAUUUCACUUUGAGCGUGUGACGGUUUCUCCAGGUUGCCGUUGAAUCCACUGAUUCACAUGCGCGUAUUUUUUGUCUCUAAAGUCUCACCGUCUGUGUGACGUUCUGCGAUUGUUCCUCUGGAGUGAACGCUGUCUUACCUCCUCUGUCUUUGUGAAGUUGUGCACGCGGCGUGACAGGCUUUAUAAAAAUGAUGCCGUCUGUUUGCAGCAGGUUUGUAAUGAAGCGUCUGUCGUGUUGGUGCCAACAGAAGUGACAAACCGUUUCUUAUAUUAUUUAGAAAAUAAAAACGCUCCUGUACAGAAGUCGACCAGCAGCCUUGAACUCUGCAGUGCCUGACGCGGCGUCUCCUUGUGUUUACAUGAAAA